Anoplopoma fimbria (sablefish) is the source of this 602-nucleotide messenger RNA. It is a transcript of the gene ndufa13, whose product is annotated as NADH:ubiquinone oxidoreductase subunit A13. NCBI's taxonomy places the organism in Eukaryota, Metazoa, Chordata, Actinopteri, Perciformes, Anoplopomatidae. Bases 52 to 486 code for a protein of 144 amino acids. The record is from RefSeq and is a predicted model, not a curated record. The transcript has 5 exons.
CCUCCCUGCAGUGACGUCACCGGCGUGUGUUGCUGGAGAAGACGGAGCAAGAUGGCGGCGUCCAAGGUGAAGCAGGACAUGCCUCCUGCGGGAGGUUAUGCUUCGUUUGACUAUAAGAGAAACCUGCCGAAACGAGGACUCUCAGGAUACAGCAUGUUUGGUAUCGGCAUUGGCAUCAUGGUGUUUGGUUACUGGAGGCUUUUUAGCUGGAACAGAGAGAGGAGACGCCUGCAGAUUGAGGAGAUGGAAGCCAGGAUAGCUCUGAUGCCUCUGCUGCAGGCCGAACAAGACCGAAGGUCCUUACGGAUGCUGAGGGAAAAUCUAGAAGAGGAGGCCGUUCUCAUGAAGGACGUUCCUGGAUGGAAGGUUGGUGAGAGCGUCUUCCACACAGACCGCUGGGUCGCCCCUCUGUCAGAGGAGCUUUUCAACCUCCGGCCUCGUGAAGAGCUCUUGCACAAGCGUUUCGGUUUCAUGUCGUACGUGUGAGCACCACCAGAUGUCCAGCGUCCUGAGAUCAACCUCAUCCACAGCCAGCACCGCGUGGACCUGAGCCUGAGCUCAAUUCAGCUUGUAAAUGUUCUAUAUUAAAGUGUUUUUUCUGU